AUGGAACCUGCGCAGCAACCCCAGCAUGGGAGCCGAGAAGCGCCGCCGGCCCCGAUGGUCGCCAAGGGGGAGCGGCCGGGCAACUUGGGCCAGGCAGCCCCCGGCGCCGAAAGCAGCGGCGGCAUAGGGGGACCCAGCACACUGGAAGGCGGCAAAGGAACAGCCGCCACUGUCGUAGCACCGGCGGGUGUAGUCGGGGGCCAGCAACAGCCGCGGCGAAGAAAGCGCGGGGCCGUGGCUGCUGGAGCCGGCUGCGGUGCUUCGCUCGCCCUGGCGGCCAACGGGACUCCGGCGGCGGCUGUUCCCAGCGGCGCCAACUCCCUGCUGUUGCGGAGGGGACGACUGAAGAGGAACCUCUCGGCCGCCGCCGCCGCCUCCUCCUCGUCGCCGUCUUCCUCCUCCUCCUCCCCGGCUGCUCCGGCCGCCGCGGCUGCCUCGCUGGGCACCCGCAGCUUGGAUCGGAAGACGUUGCUUCUGCUGCCCAAGCCGCCUCGGCAGCUCCAGCCGCUCCAGCCGCCCGAGCGAGACUGGGUGCGGCGGGACCUCCAGCGGGGAUGCGUCCAUGUCUACUACUACCACCACCACCACCAUCACCACCACCAACAGCGGGGCGGCGGGGGCGGCGGUUGCUACCUGCUGCCGGUGCUUUGCACCCUGGAGACCACCGCGGCCGAGGUGGCGUCUCGGCUCCUGCAGCUCGGACACCGGGGAGGAGGGAGCAGCGCCGUCCGGGUCUUGGGGAAGGCAGCGGCGACAGGAGCGGAGGCUCGCCUUCCCCAUGAAGGAGAAGAGGACGACGACGACGAGGAUUUGCUCUACCUGUCGGGCCCGCCGCUCUCUUGCCCAUCCCUCCUGGGGGGUUCCGACACCGAGAGCUUCAGCCCCAGCGCCGAGAGCGCCUCCGACCGGCUGGAUCCCUACAGCGGCGGCGGCGGCUCCUCGUCCUCUUCGGAGGACUUGGAGGCGGACCCGGCUCCGCCGGCCACGGCGGACGAAGAAGGGGAAGGAUCGGGGCCUGGCAGGAGCCAGCGGCGGCGGCCGGGCGACCUGCCCUCGGUGCGCGCUGCGGACACGCGGGCGGGGAGAGCUUCGGGGGAGUCCCCCGGCGACGGCAAGGCGCUGGCGGGAGAUUCCUCUCCGUCCGGGGAAGCCGCCUUUCCGAAGCCGCCGGCGGCCUUAUAUGUGCAACUCCAUGGGGAGACCGCCCGCAGGCUGGAAGCGCACGAGAAGCCCCUACAGAUCCAAAACGACUACCUCUCCCAGCUGGGCUUCCGGGACCUGUGGCGGGUGCAGGAGGAGGGCAUGGACUCGGAGACGGGCUGCCUCAUCCGCUUCUAUGCAGGAAAGCCCCACAGCAUUGGCAACUCUGAACGGAUUCAGCUCUCAGGAAUGUACAAUGUUAGAAAAGGGAAAAUGCAUUUGCCGGUCAACAGAUGGACAAGACGCCAAGUUAUCCUUUGUGGGACGUGCCUAAUUGUGUCAUCGGUGAAAGAAAGUCAGACUGGAAAGAUGCACGUGCUCCCCUUAAUCGGCGGAAAGGUUGAAGAAGUUAAAAAGCACCAGCACUGUUUAGCAUUUAGCUCCUCUGGACCGCAGAGCCAGAGUUACUACAUCUGUUUUGACACGUUCACUGAAUACUUACGGUGGCUUCGGCAAGCUUCAAAGAUUGCAUCUCAGCGGAUAAGCUCAGUGGACCUCUCAUGUUGCAGCCUGGAAGAUCUACCUGCCAACCUCUUCUAUAGCCAGGACCUCACUCAUCUCAAUUUGAAGCAAAAUUUCCUGAGGCUGAACCCUGGAGCAUCGACAGCUAGAGGACUUAAUGAGCUACAAAGGUUCAGCAAGCUGAGGAGCCUUAACCUUUCUAACAAUCACUUAGGAGAUUUCCCAAUGGCAGUUUGCAGCAUUCCAACCUUGACUGAGCUCAACGUGUCCUGCAAUGCACUCCAAAGUAUUCCAGCAGCCGUUGGUGAUAUGAACAAUUUACAAACCUUCUUGCUGGAUGGGAACUUCCUCCAGAGCCUUCCUGCGGAGCUGGAAAGGAUGCACCAGCUUAGCUACCUGGGCCUUUCUUUCAAUGAAUUCAGUGACAUUCCUGAGGUAUUGGAGAAGCUGCCUGCCAUGGAUAAGCUCUGUAUGUCUGGAAAUUGCAUGGAGACACUCAGCUUGCAGACACUAAGGAGAAUGCCACACAUUAAACAUAUAGAUCUAAGGUUAAAUGUAAUUAGGAGGCUGGUGGCAGAUGAAGCUGACUUCCUACAUCACGUGACCCAGCUGGACCUUCGGGACAAUAAACUAGGCGAGCUGGACGCCACCAUCUUCAAUAAUGUUGAAAUACUGCACUGUGAAAGAAACCAGCUGGUAACCCUCAAAAUCAGCGGAUACUUGCUUAAAGCUCUUUACGCCACUUCAAAUGAACUUGUUCACCUUGAUGUGUAUCCCGUUCCAAAUUAUUUAACGUAUAUGGAUGUUUCUAGAAACCACCUUGAGAGCCUUCCUGAGUGGGUUUGUGAUAGCAGAAAGCUGGAAGUGUUAGAUCUGGGCCACAAUCAGAUACGUGAACUGCCUGCCCGGUUAUUUUGCAAUGUCAGCUUGCGGAAGCUGCUUGCGGGACACAAUCAAUUAGCAAGGCUACCCGAGAGGAUUGAACGAACCCAUGUGGAGGUCCUGGAUGUGCAACACAACCUGCUUACAGAGCUGCCAUCUAAUUUGCUGCUGAAAGCUGACAGCUUGAGGUACCUGAACGCUUCUGCCAACAAACUGGAAAUGCUGCCUCCAGCCACUCUUUCUGAAGAGACGCGCAGCAUUUUACAGGAACUGUAUUUGACCAACAAUCACCUCACGGAUAAAUGUGUGCCCUUGUUAACGGGCCAUCCGCACCUGAAGAUCCUGCAUAUGGCUUACAAUCGCCUGCAGAGCUUUCCCGCAAGUAAAAUGGCCAAACUUGAAGAGCUGGAAGAAAUCGACGUUAGUGGAAAUAAGCUGAAAUCCAUUCCCACAACCAUCAUGAACUGUAGGCGUAUGCACACUGUGAUCGCGCAUUCUAAUUGCAUCGAAGUCUUUCCUGAAGUCAUGCAGCUCGGUGAAAUCAAGUGUGUGGACCUGAGCUGCAAUGAACUGACUGAAGUCACAUUGCCUGAAAACUUGCCUCCAAAGCUGCAGGAACUAGACCUAACUGGAAACCCCAGACUUGUCCUGGAUCACAAAACCCUGGAGCUAUUGAACAACAUUCGCUGUUUCAAGAUUGACCAGCCUUCGGCCGGGGAUGCAUCUGGCGCCCCAGCAGUGUGGAGCCAUGGUUAUACUGAAGCAUCAGGAGUGAAGAACAAGCUCUGUGUGGCAGCUCUUUCCGCCAAUAACUUCUGUGAGAACAGGGAGGCCCUCUACGGAGUCUUUGAUGGAGACCGCAAUGUGGAGGUACCUUAUCUUCUGCAGUGUACCAUGAGUGACAUCUUGGCAGAGGAGCUGCAGAAAACCAAGAGUGAAGAGGAGUACAUGAUCAACACUUUCAUUGUAAUGCAGAGGAAACUCGGAACGGCUGGGCAGAAGCUUGGAGGCUCUGCUGUCCUUUGCCAUAUAAAACAUGAUCCAAUAGACCCAGGAGGAUGCUUCACAUUAACCUCUGCAAAUGUGGGGAAGUGCCAAUCCGUUCUCUGCAGGAAUGGGAAACCUCUGCCUUUAUCCAGGUCCUACAUGAUGAGCUGUGAAGAAGAGCUAAGGAGGAUCAAGCAGCACAAGGCCAUUAUCACAGAAGAUGGCAAAGUAAAUGGUGUGACGGACUCCACGAGGAUCUUGGGAUACACCUUCCUUCACCCGAGCGUGGUUCCUCGCCCCCACGUACAGUCCAUCACUUUGACUCCUCAGGAUGAGUUCUUUAUUCUGGGCAGCAAAGGCCUGUGGGACAGCCUCUCCAUCGAUGAAGCUGUGGAAGCCGUCAGGAACGUGCCUGAUGCCCUGGGAGCGGCGAAGAAACUCUGCACGUUGGCCCAGAGCUAUGGCUGCAAUGACAGCCUCAGCGCCGUGGUGGUUCAGCUCAACGUUACCGAGGACAGUUUCUGCUGCUGUGAGCUCAACGGCGCCCCUCCUCCCAGCCCUGGCAUUUUCCCCCAGUCUGUCAAUGUCGUCAUUAAAGAUAAGCCUUCCGACGCGUUGGGGAUGCCCUCUUCUAGCAGCGGGAUGGCAUCCGAGAUCAGCAGCGAGAUCUCCACCUCGGAAAUGAGCAGCGAGGUGGGGUCCACGGCCUCCGACGAGCCGCCUCAGGUCACCAUGAAUGAAAACAGCCCCGCCUACCCCAGCGAACAGCGCUGCAUGCUCCACCCGGUCUGCCUCUCCAACUCUUUCCAAAGGCAGCUAUCUAGCGCCACGUUCUCCAGCGCCUUCUCGGACAAUGGCCUUGACAGCGACGACGAGGAGCCCAUCGAAGGGGUCUUUUCCAACGGCAGCAGGGUCGAAGUGGAGGCGGACAUCCACUGCGGCCGGGCGAAAGAGAAGCACCUCCUCCUGCAGGCUCCUGUGGAAGCCAGCGACGAAGGCAUCGUCAUCAGCGCAAACGAAGACGAGACGUGCCUCUUUCGGAAGGGGGACCCUUCCGCCACAGGUACCAUGGGGCGUCGCCGCGGCAACGGCUCCGUGGCCCCUCAGGAGAGGAGCCACAACCUGAUUGAAGUAGCAGCUGACGCGCCGCUCAGGAAAACGGGGGGCUACUUUGCAGCCCCAGCUCAGCCAGAUCCAGAUGAUCAGUUCAUCAUCCCACCGGAGCUCGAGGAGGAGGUCAAGGAGAUAAUGAAACAACACCAUGAGCAGCAACAACAGCAGCAGCAGCAGCAACAGCAGCAGCAGCAGCAGCAACAGCAGCGGCAAUACCAGAUGGACCAGCUGCCCGAUUAUUAUGAUACACCGCUAUGACCGAGCUUCCCGACACGAGCUAACGAGACGUUGAGAGCUGGAAGCUCCUAGGUUUGUAUUACACUAGCGGGAUGGGAAGAAAGAAAGCUUUUGUUCCACUUUCUCUUCCAGACCCUUCCCUUCUACUGAGAACUGCAGCUGCUGCUUCUUGUUUGUUAGCUGUAAUAAUCACCCAUUCUUUUUUCUUCCUUCCCCCCCCCCCCCCCACUUAGUGAUGCUUCACCGGUUAGAAUUAAAAACUAGUUUAACUCUUCCCCUUCCUUAACAUAUCAAAUGUAAAAAGAAAUGGAGAAAAAAAUUAAAAUACAAAAGGUUUAAUAUAUUGCAGAGAAAACUGAUGAUGACGUUGAUGUAAUAUUUUUUAAAAAUCGUCCUGGUUUUUUUGUUUUUGGUCUGUUUGGAAAACAGGGCAGUAUUGCCAGUGCUAAAUGAUUAAGUAAUAUUGUAAUACUGUAUUUCUUUGAGAGAAAAAAAAAAGGCUUUUUUGGUCUUGAAAAUGGAUAGACAUUUGUAGAAUUAUGGAGACUAACUCCUAGGAGUUGCUUUUACUCUUUCAGGUGACUUUAAGUCACUGAGAUUCACUAAUUUUCUCUGAGAGAACAGCUGAUUGGGAAAUUCCUGUAAAUAACUCAGUGUUGUAUAGUAAUGCUUCAAAUGUUUUGUAGUCUUGGCAGGAGGACGCAACCUGAUAAACUGACAAUUUGUCCCCCACCCGCCCACCCUGGGUGCUAUCGCAUGUGCGCCCAAGCUCCCUCCGGCAAGCUGUGAUGCAACCAAAUCCGGAGGGCAGGGAAAUCAAAUAAACAUGAUGCUCUCCGAACGGUUUAGCUGAUUCGAAGAGUCUGGGGCCUGGUUGACCCAUUGAGUCUAUGCCACCAUUUCCAGUUGCCAUCUGGGUUGGCUGGGUCCAAGUCACCAAGGGUGUGUUUCUUCACCUGUGAAAUUGCCCCUCAGUGAUUUGAUCCUUCAGGCUAACCAUCCGUAUAAAGUUAGCAGGAGCAGCUGUACAAGCUGUGUAAGAAUUAGGUGGGUAUUGGGGCCACAAAUACCUGAGUUAUUUUUUUAUUUUAUUUUAUUUUUUUGGUCUUUCUUCACCAUUAACUUUUGCAGGCACAUUUUUGUGUGUGUGAACCUCCCUGCCGCCACAACCAGCAUGAUUGUAUAGAGUUCAUUUACUGUAGAUCAUUUACAUACCAAGAGUUAUAUUAAAGAAGAAUGCACAAAUGAACAUGUCAUAAUUUUUGUUAUAAUAAAUAUAAAAAUUUACAAAUA
This is a messenger RNA of Elgaria multicarinata webbii, 6174 nucleotides long. RefSeq names its product PH domain and leucine rich repeat protein phosphatase 1 (gene PHLPP1). Bases 1 to 4902 code for a protein of 1633 amino acids. Lineage: Eukaryota; Metazoa; Chordata; Lepidosauria; Squamata; Anguidae. Gene Ontology annotation, molecular function: protein binding. The record is from RefSeq and is a predicted model, not a curated record. The transcript has 18 exons.